CCACCAGCACAUACGUCCACGCCCACGGCGUUAUUCGACGGUGACGAGAGUUUUUCCUCCUCGGGGGCAGUGCCCCCAUUGCGGCGGAGAUGCCUCGCCCUACGAGGGAAAGCUACGGCGACCAGAAGCCGCCCUACUCCUACAUCUCGCUGACGGCGAUGGCCAUUUGGAACAGCCCGGAGAAGAUGUGCACGCUGUCGGAGAUCUACAAGUUCAUCAUGGACAACUUCCCUUACUACCGCAAGAACACCCAGCGGUGGCAGAACUCCCUCCGCCACAACCUCUCCUUCAACGACUGCUUCAUCAAGAUCCCCCGCAGGCCCGACAGGCCCGGCAAGGGCGCCUACUGGACCCUCCACCCCUCCGCCAUGAAUAUGUUCGAGAACGGCAGCUUCCUCCGCAGGAGGAAGCGCUUCAAGAUUCCUCGAGACGAAAAAGACGCCCUGGAAGCAGGCCUGGCCCAUAUUAACGCCAGCCAGCCCCGAUGCGUCGAAGAUCCAGUCAUUCUGCCACCCCCGAGACUAGGGGUCGUUCCUCCCCCUCCCCCUCCUCCUCCGCCACCGUCGCUAAAACGACCAGGUGAGUUGAUAGCUGCACCAGCCACCCAAGCUGAAAUACCACCGCCGCUCCAUUUCCUUCCACAUCACUGUCUGGCACGACUGCCACCGCCCCUACUAUACCCACCACCUCUCCUAUACCCAGGUGCCUGGGGCACUACCCCUUUCCUCCACUCCUUGGCGUGUCUACCUCCUGCGCUGCCCCCCGCGCCGCCACCGCCGCCUCCUUUAGUCCCGCGGCCGAUCAAACCCACACCGGUCUUGGCACGUCCACUACCAUUACCCAUGCCCGGGGGCAUUACGGGUGUCACAUAAGAGGGGGAGGGGGGUGUGAGGGGGCUCUCGGUCCACCUCAUGUCAUCCUUCUUCCAAGAUGACCUAAAAUCACGGAUCGUUUUUUGCGAGAGCUCUCACGUCAUGACCGCUUCCAGGUAUUCUAGGGAGAGCUGAGCACACCUGGAUGACGAGAGCUUGGCAAAGGAACGCACCCGUCACCUUUUCUUUUGAAGUGCCUCUAGGGUAUCCUAGCACCCAUCUAGGAUUCACACUGGAGUAGAACCCGAUGUUAGUCUCUUGAACGUGUACAUACGACUGCACAUAGUUGAUGUGAUUUUUUUGUCGAGUGCUUUAAGUGUUACCAAUAAGUUACGAGAAUGAUGUGGUCAUGAUAGAAGAAGAGGUUUCCUUCCUGUACUUAAGAUCAAACGAAAAUCUAGAUAAAAAAAAAAUACAUUCCACAAGACUUCCCUAAUGUUGUCGUUUGUGCUGUUCGUGUUUUUUUUAAUGUGCACUCCGUUUGGAAAAAGUUAUAUCAUCUCGCGAUGCAUCAUCACCUGAGGCUGAAACUGACAUUCACAUCACCUGUGUGCUAUAAAACGGAUUCAUUUUCACUCACUGUCAUCAAUCACGAAAAUCGUGUCUGACAUGAACGAUGCCAAAAGAAUAAUUUUGCCAUCAGUUACUACAAACUCAUUUACACUGGCCAUCAGCAAAGAUAAUUUACCUUGAUCUGUUCGUGAUACUCAUUUUGAAGAGGAAUGCUAAAAAAUAUAAGUAAAUAAGUAAAAUCAUACCGUUUUUAGACCAUUCAGGAAAAUGACCUUUCCCUGGUCCACCUGGUAGAGUCUUUAUACAUAAAACAUGACAGACAGAAAUUAUUUAUUAUACUUGUUGUCUUGUACAUAUGUUUUUUUUUUUACAUUCACGCUAUUUACAAAACCGUCCAGAUACUCCAUACCUUCUCUCACUGACAUUAAUAGCUCUUAAAUUGAUCAGUAUUUAACAAGCAAAAUCUUCUACAGAACUAGCUUUUAUUCCUCUUAUUUAAUCUUAAGUCACCUCCUUCGGAUGCUUUAAUUAUUCCGAAUGAUCGAUUGAGAGCGACGGCACGGUAAAGAAAGUCAUUAGGAUCAGUAAUUAGAAUCUGCUACGAUUUCAUUUGCAGUAGACCAGUCAGUUAUUCCAAGUUAUCAAUAUAUCUGUAGACUAAAAAUGUUCAGUUAAAAUUACGAAUAUAUAUAUGUAUAGUCACAACGCACAUUUAAACAAGGAUGAUUAUAUAUUUUACGGACAUACACACAUUCAUACAAACUUCACACAGAUAUCAACAAAGAAAUAAAUAGUUUGCAUUCCUUGAAAUAAAGCUUUCCUUAUUAAAAACAUUGAUAUGCAUACAUACAUACACUAGCACAUAUGUACAUAAACCAGCAGAC
Macrobrachium nipponense is the source of this 2269-nucleotide messenger RNA. RefSeq names its product protein lin-31-like. The record is from RefSeq and is a predicted model, not a curated record. Gene Ontology annotation, molecular function: DNA-binding transcription factor activity, RNA polymerase II-specific; RNA polymerase II cis-regulatory region sequence-specific DNA binding. Lineage: Eukaryota; Metazoa; Arthropoda; Malacostraca; Decapoda; Palaemonidae. The coding region runs from base 90 to 872 and encodes 260 amino acids. The transcript has a single exon. Gene Ontology annotation, biological process: anatomical structure morphogenesis; regulation of transcription by RNA polymerase II; cell differentiation.